Molecule: messenger RNA, 1516 nt
Organism: Quercus robur (English oak)
Lineage: Eukaryota; Viridiplantae; Streptophyta; Magnoliopsida; Fagales; Fagaceae
Product: calcineurin B-like protein 9
Exons: 10
Coding region: 428-1159 (243 amino acids)
Biological process (GO): calcium-mediated signaling
Molecular function (GO): kinase binding; calcium ion binding
Source: RefSeq, a predicted model, not a curated record
CCUCUCCUUAUCUAAAAAGUCUAAACAAAUUGCUUAAAUCUCUCUCUCACUCUGAAGAAGAAGCAGCGGCAGAGCUGCAGUUUCCUCUCUUUCUCUGUUUCCUCCAAAGCCUAGUUCGGCUCCUCGCCCAAAUUAAGAUAUAUUUCUUAUUUCAUAAUCAUUUUCUCACAUAUUCUCUGUUACAAUUUUUUUUUUUUUUUUUUCAGAUUCUCUGUUACCAUUUUUUUUUUUAUAGAUUUUAGUUCAAAGUUUGUUUGGCAUAAAAAAAGUUUGAGGGUGUUCCUAAUUUUUUUGAGGGUGUUCCUCAUUUUUUUUAAGGAUAGAUAAAUAAAAAAUUUUAAAUUAUUACAUAUAAUUUUUUUUUUCUUCAGAGGUCAGGGUGUUCCUGGGAACACCCUGAACCAAACGUAGCGUCGCCACUGCAAACAUGGAUUACUCGGGAUCGAGUUCUUUGACAAUUGGCGAGCGUAUCUGUGCGGCGUUUAUACCGCUUAUAGCGAUAUUUGAGGUUUUGAUAUUCGCUUUCUCCGAUUGCUUUGAGCCCCGGCAACCACGCCUCAAGAAAUGCGCCGGAGACAUACCUCGUUUAGCUAAUGAAACCAUCUUUACUAUGAAUGAAGUUGAGGCAUUAUAUGAGCUGUUUAAGAAGUUAAGUAGUUCAAUCAUCGAUGAUGGGAUGAUUCACAAGGAAGAGCUUCAAUUAGCACUGUUCCAAACUCCAAGUGGUGAGAAUCUUUUUGUGGACAGGAUUUUUGAUCUUUUUGAUGAAAAGAAAAAUGAUGUCAUUGAAUUUGACGAAUUUGUCCAUGCACUCAGUGUCUUCCAUCCCAAUGCUCCCAUGGAAGACAAAAUUGAUUUUGCAUUCAGGCUGUAUGAUCUGAGACAAACUGGGUUUAUUGAGCGAGAAGAAGUUAAGCAAAUGGUAAUUGCCAUUUUGAUGGAGUCUGAUAUGACAUUGUCAGAUGAUCUUCUUGAGGCUAUCAUUGACAAGACAUUUGCAGAUGCUGAUGCCGACAAGGAUGGUAGAAUCAAUAGCGAAGAGUGGAAGGAUUUUGUUCUUAGAAACCCAAACCUCUUGAAGAACAUGACUCUUCCUUAUUUGAAGGAUCUGACAACGUUAUUUCCGAGUUUUGUUUUUAACACAAAGGUUGAAGACUGAGAACCUAAAAUUUUUCCAUCAACAGAGUCCUUAUAAAGAUUGUUCAUCAUCGUUCAUUACCCCUAAAAAGGGGUAGCCACUAUGCUUUCUUUGGUGUAAAAAAGGCCAGGAGAAGCUUUAUAAUUAAGCAGCACCAUUCAAAGCAUGCAUUGUUCAGCCUGCAAAGAACUUACUCUUGUAAUUAGUUUGUAUGGCAUUGUUGCCUCAAACUUUAGCCUUUUGAUUACCUUGUGUGUGUGUGUGUGUUUUUUUUUGUUUUUUUUUUUCCUGGGUAAUCAAAUGCUGCUGAUUGUGUACAGAAUCUGUCUCGAUUCGUAUAAUGUUUAUCUGAUGCAAUUUAAAUUAGAGCUUGAAGAA